AACAGCCUCAUAAAGGCAGGUGCGGAAAAGCAGCAGGAACCCAGCUCGAAGCAUCUGCCUAUGCACAGAGCCCCUGGCCCCUCCUUGACGACCGCGUGCAAAGUGGCACCUGAGCCAGCCGGUGCAGCCGCGUAGACGGUGGCGGGAUAGGACCCUCUCCGCCGGCUCCUGAAAGCACCGGUGUCCUGCAGUCCACGGUCGCGUCUCUGCGAAGGGACAAGGACCUCACCCCUAAGAACCUCCGAAGAGACGGGAUUUCUCCGGGAAGGGGAAGCAGGAUUUUGUUGUGUGGCUUGGAGAUGAGGCAGGUAUCUGGAGUGGGGUUCCUCCUGGGAGUUAUGUGUCUCCCAGCGGCACUGGGACAGAGAAGCUCGGGAAGCCCUCUAAAUAACAGCCAGCCUGAAAGCUUUGCCAUCGUCUCUUUCAAAUGGGAUCACGUCAAGGACCCUUAUAUCAUUACACUCUGGAUACUUGUGGCCAGCUUGGCCAAAAUCGUUUUCCACUUGUCCCACAAAGUCACUCGGGUGGUUCCAGAGAGCGCUCUACUGAUUGUUCUUGGUCUUUUCCUUGGUGGCAUUGUAUGGGCAGCAGAUCAUAUUGCCUCCUUCACUCUUACACCAAUCAUAUUUUUCUUCUAUCUGCUACCACCCAUUGUAUUGGAUGCUGGAUAUUUCAUGCCAAAUAGAUUGUUCUUUGGAAAUCUUGGUUCCAUUCUUUUGUAUGCUGUCAUUGGCACAGUCUGGAAUGCUGCCACAACCGGUUUAUCUCUCUAUGGUGUCUAUCAGACAGGAAUAAUGGGCCACCUAAACAUUGGACUGCUGGACUUCCUCCUGUUUGGCAGCUUAAUUGCUGCUGUGGAUCCUGUAGCGGUUCUUGCAGUGUUUGAAGAAGUCCAUGUCAAUGAAGUUCUGUUCAUCAUUGUUUUUGGAGAAUCACUUCUGAAUGAUGCUGUAACUGUGGUGCUGUACAAUGUGUUUGAAUCUUUUGUUAAAAUAGGUCAAGAGAAUGUGACGGGGAUUGAAUGUGUCAAAGGCAUAGUGUCAUUCUUUGUGGUUAGCCUGGGUGGGACACUGGUUGGCAUUUUCUUUGCCUUCCUGCUCUCAUUGGUCAGUCGUUUCACCAAGCACGUGAGAAUCAUUGAACCUGGAUUUGUGUUUAUCAUCUCCUAUCUGUCCUACCUCACAGCCGAGAUGCUCUCUCUUUCUCCUAUCCUUGCGAUAACUUUCUGUGGCAUCUGCUGUCAGAAAUAUGUCAAGGCUAACAUAUCCGAACAAUCUUCUACAACUGUAAGAUACACCAUGAAGAUGAUGGCCAGUGGUGCAGAAACUAUUAUCUUCAUGUUCCUGGGAAUUUCAGCUGUAAAUCCAAACAUCUGGACUUGGAAUACGGCAUUUAUUCUAUUGACUCUGGUUUUCAUCUCAGUAUACAGAGUUAUUGGUGUAGUUUUACAGACAUGGAUUCUUAACCACUACAGAAUGGUCCAGUUGGAGAUAAUAGACCAGGUGGUGAUGUCAUAUGGUGGACUACGUGGAGCGGUUGCUUUUGCUCUGGUUGUACUUCUGGAUGAGAAAAAAGUGGAAGAGAAAAACCUGUUUGUCAGCACAACUAUCAUUGUUGUGUUUUUUACUGUUAUUUUUCAGGGACUGACUAUCAAGCCUUUGGUACAGUGGCUGAAAGUGAAGAAAACUGAACACAGAGAGCCAAAACUGAAUGAGAAACUUCAUGGCAGAGCCUUUGAUCACAUUCUUUCUGCUGUAGAAGACAUUUCUGGACAAAUAGGACAUAACUAUCUGAGAGACAAGUGGUCCAAUUUUGAUAGGAAAUUCCUCAGUAAAGUACUGAUGAGAAGAUCUGCUCAAAAAUCAAGAGACCAGAUCCUUAAUGUUUUCCAUGAACUCAACUUGAAGGAUGCAAUCAGCUAUGUAGCUGAGGGAGAACGUAGAGGUUCCUUAGCAUUUAUACGUUCUCCAAGUACAGACAACAUGGUAAAUGUGGAUUUCAGCACCCCACGCCCAAGUACUGUGGAAACAUCUGUCUCUUAUUUACUGAGAGAAAAAGCUGGACCAGUUUGCCUUGACAUGCAAGCUUUAGAGCAGAGGAGGAAAAGUAUCCGGGACACAGAAGACACAGUUGCUCAUCACACCCUACAACAGUACCUGUAUAAACCCAGGCAGGAGCACAAACAUCUAUACAGUCGACAUGAGAUCAUGCACAAUGAAGAUGAGAAACAAGACAAGGAGAUUUUCCACAGGACAAUGAGGAAGCGCUUAGAAUCUUUCAAGAGUACCAAACUAGGAAUAAACCAUUCCAAGAAACUCAAUAAAAUCCACAAGCGAGACCGGGGCCAAAAAAGGCGAAACAGCAGUGUCAUACCAAAUGGAAAAAUACCUUCAGAGAAUCAAGUACAAGACUUUACUUUGAAGGAAAAAGAUUUGGAGUUUUCUGAAUCAGAAGAAAACAAUGAUUAUGAAACUUUGCAUCGAGGCAAAGGAGCUGAUUUCCUGGCUAAUGUGACAAAGCAAAAUUUCACAGAUAAUCCUACCGGAAUUGAUAACCCAGUAUUUUCAGCUGAUGAUGAUCAGAGCAUCUACAUGAAGUUCUCACCAUGGUUAUCUGGUGAAGAUACUGUGGUACCAUCCCAAAGGGCUCGAGUGCAGAUCCCAUAUUCUCCAAACAACUUCAGAAGGCUCACUCCAUUCCGGCUCAGCAAUAAAUCAAUAGAUUCCUUCCUGCUAGCUGAUGACCCAGAGGACCAACCCAGAUCUUUUCUCCCAGAAUCAACACAUAUGUAAUAUUUUAAAAGAUAGCAUCACCUUCAUUUUUAAUCAGCAUUCCUAUCAACCCUGACUACUGACAAGUAAACUUACUUUGCUGAUUUUUCUUCUCCUAGAGCAUCUCCUUCCUUCCUGAAUUCUUCGUACAACUAAACAUCUUCUAUUUUCCUCCAACUUGGAUAACAAAACAUCUUGCUAUUUUUCCUUCUGCAGAUGAACUGGCCAACUAUUUAGGGUCCAAUUCUUUGUUAGGUUUACAGCAGAUAAGGGUCCUGCUCUUUGUUUUGGCUUGAAUAAUUUAAAUACCAAGAAAUUAGUAUUCAACUACCAGAAUAUUGUGCACCCAUUUUCAAGAGGCUCCAGCU
Molecule: messenger RNA, 3139 nt
Organism: Apus apus (common swift)
Lineage: Eukaryota; Metazoa; Chordata; Aves; Apodiformes; Apodidae
Gene: SLC9A3
Product: solute carrier family 9 member A3
Exons: 16
Coding region: 300-2792 (830 amino acids)
Biological process (GO): regulation of pH; sodium ion transport; proton transmembrane transport
Cellular component (GO): brush border membrane; apical plasma membrane
Molecular function (GO): sodium:proton antiporter activity
Source: RefSeq, a predicted model, not a curated record